Colossoma macropomum (tambaqui) is the source of this 5009-nucleotide messenger RNA. Its product is annotated as tight junction protein ZO-2. Gene Ontology annotation, molecular function: cell adhesion molecule binding. The transcript has 23 exons. The record is from RefSeq and is a predicted model, not a curated record. Gene Ontology annotation, biological process: protein localization to cell-cell junction; cell-cell junction organization; establishment of endothelial intestinal barrier. Gene Ontology annotation, cellular component: bicellular tight junction; plasma membrane. Lineage: Eukaryota; Metazoa; Chordata; Actinopteri; Characiformes; Serrasalmidae. The coding region runs from base 217 to 3885 and encodes 1222 amino acids.
UGGGUUGGCUUGGUUGAAAGUGGCUCGCUGCAAAAAAAUGUUUCUCAAGAAGGUUACAGAGCAGGGGGUGAGGAGAGUGUAGCUAUCAGGAGGCGUACUUUCUGAAGGAACGUUUGACAGCUCGCCAUGCUUUAUCUAAAAAUAUAAGGACUGUAAGAAAACCUUGACACUCGAGUUAAUUCAAGCUGAAGUAGUUUUCCUGAGGAAGAGCGCAGGAUGCCCGUCAAAGGAGGAGGAAGAGCCGCGUAUGCGAGCAAAAGCGACAGCGCUGGAGGCUCAGGAAUGGAGGAGACCGUGUGGGAGCAGUACACUGUGACUCUACAGCGGGAUGCUAAGAUGGGUUUUGGGAUAGCUGUGUCUGGGGGCAGGGACAACCCUAAUGUGGACACCGGUGAGACCUCCAUCAUCGUGUCUGAUGUUCUGCAGGGCGGCCCAGCCGACGGCUUACUGUAUGAGAAUGACCGGGUUAUACAGGUCAACACUAUCCCCAUGGAGAAUGUGCCUCAUUCCUUUGCUGUGCAGCAGCUCCGAAAAUGCGGGAAAGUGGCCAAAAUAACGGUGAAGAGGCCUCGCAAGGUUGCCGUCCUCAAGCGCCCUCCAUCUCCAGACAGGGACAGCCGGGACUACAAUCUGUCCAGCUACUACCCUGAGGACAACCGCAGCACGCACAGCGACCCGGACUCAGACUACCCCAGAGGGAACGGGGGCCUGGGCUACCCCCGUGAGCGCGAUCGCAGCCUGGACAAGGGCCGCAUGGGCUACUUGGAGCCGGACUACCGCAGGCCGGACUAUGACCCGGGGAGGCGGGAGCGAAGCCGUGGCCGCAGCCUGGAGAGAUCACCCAGCCCUGACAGGGGCUACCGGCGGGACGGGAGCCGGGGACGUACACUGGAGCGUGGUGCCAGCCCUGAUAGCCGCUACCACAGUCAUGGGGGUGGGGGGAGUCCUGCAGGAAGCUACGGGAGAGACCCUGGGCCAGGUUACGACUCGAGGAGAUACGAACCGCGCUCAGAUGACAGAAUGAUGAGGAGUCACAGCAGAGACCGGCUGCAGGAGCACUCACCAUCACCCAGCAGGGGGCGCGGGAGAGACUGGGGUCACCUGGAGCCACUGGACACGCCCAUCAACGUGUUGCUGGUAAAGAACCGACCCAACGAAGAGUAUGGUCUCCGAUUGGGCAGCCAGAUCUUCAUCAAAGAGAUGACCAGCAGUGGACUAGCUGCCAGAGACGGACACCUGCAGGAGGGAGACAUCAUUCUGAAGAUUAACGGGACCGUGACUGAGAAUCUCUCUCUGAGCGACGCAGGGAAGCUGAUUGAGAAGUCUCGGGGGAAGCUGCAGCUAGUGGUGCAGAGGGACCACAGGCAGAUUCUGGUGCGCAUCCCAGCCCUCGCUGACAGCGACUCUGAGCCUGACGAUAUCUCCGAGAUGGAGUCGUACCACUCCUACUCACCGCAGGAAGACCAGAGGUCGCGGCAGUCUGACCUCUCCUCACACUCCUCCAAUGAGGUGCCGCGAGAGAACGUCAGGGAGGACCCCCAGAGCAGACUGCCCAAGAUCGCUGCCACUUCUUCCCCUUACAGGCUGAUGGAAGAGCCGGCUGCAGUGCAGGAGGAGCGAGGAGAGCCGAGACCAGAGGAGCCUCCAGCAGCAGUCAAGACAACACCCAAAAUCCUGUUGCGGCCCAGUCCUGAGGAUGAGGAGAUGUAUGGGCCGAACACUAUGAUGGUGAGCUUUCAGAAGGGGGAGAGUGUAGGCCUGAGGCUUGCUGGGGGAAAUGAUGUGGGUAUCUUUGUUGCGGGUGUUCAGGAGGGCAGUCCUGCGGAGGAGGAAGGACUUCGUGUGGGUGACCAGAUCAUGAAGGUCAAUAAUGUGGAUUUUCGGGGUAUUGUACGUGAGGAGGCGGUGCUGUUCCUGCUGGAGUUGCCCAGAGGAGAGAACAUCACUAUACUGGCACAGAGCAAACCUGACGUUUACGAAGACAUCCUGGUGUCCGGCCGAGGAGACUCAUUCUUCAUUCGGACGCACUUUGACUACGAGAAGGAGCAGCCUCAGUGCUUGGCCUUUUCCCGAGGAGAGAUCUUCAAGGUAGUGGACACGCUGUAUGACGGCAAGCUAGGCAACUGGUUGGCCAUCCGAGUGGGCAAGGAAAACCAGCUGCUGGAGAAAGGAAUCAUCCCCAACAAGAGCAGAGCAGACCAGAUGACUAAUGUCCAGCACACUCAUAAGGGCUCGAGCGGUGACAGGGCUGAUUUCUGGAGGCUCCGUGGCCAGAGAGCAUCCAAGAAGAAGGAUUUGCGCAAGAACCGAGAAGAUCUGAGCACUGGGCUCGUCUCCACCCGCUUCCCUGCCUAUGAACGGGUGGUGCUGCGAGAGGCUGGCUUCAGGAGGCCUGUGGUGCUGUUUGGACCCAUAGCUGAUGCCGCCAUUGAAAAACUAGCCGCUGAACUCCCUGAGGAGUUUGUCGUUGCCAAAACCGAACCCAAAGAUGCAGGGUCGGAGAAGUCUUCCGGGGUGGUGCGUCUCAACACCAUCCGACAAAUCAUUGAACAGGACAAGCAUGCCCUGCUGGACGUGACUCCUAAGGCCGUGGACACACUGAACUACACGCAGUGGUAUCCCAUCGUCAUCUUAUUCAACCCAGACAGUAAGCAUGGAGUGAAGACCAUGAGGCAGAGGGUCAUGCCCAACUCUAACCGCAGUGCCCGCAAGCUUUACGAUCAGGCCGUCAAGCUCAGGAAAUCCUGCUCACAUCUCUUCACUGCUGUUAUUGAUCUGAACGCAGCCAAUGAUGCGUGGUACGGCAGCGUGAAGGAGUGCAUUCGGCAGCAGCAGACCCAGGCAGUGUGGGUGUCCGAGGGGAAGCUGGACGGGACAGAGGGGGACCUUGAUCUCCAUGACGACCGCAUGUCAUAUCUGUCAGCCAUGAGCGCUGACUAUCUGAGCAUGGACAGCCGUGUGACCAGUGACUAUGAUGACACGGCUGACGAGGGCGGGGCUUACACAGAUAACGAGCUGGACGAGCCACUGGAGCGUCAGCGAGUGUCAGCCAUCAGCAGAUCCUCUGAGCCUGUCAUGCCAGAGGAGAUCCUCAGGAAGUCCAGCCCAGAGAUCCGCUUCCAUUCUCGUGUGGGUGCGGUCAACAGAGAGCUGCUGAGCGAAGGCAGUCCUCCAGUAAUGUCCACCUUUCUCCCCGACCCCUCCAAGGUGAAGCUGCUGGUUCAAAGCGAGGCAUCGCGCGGGCACUUCGACCCAUCUCGAGUCUACGACCCUCAUUCCAUCAACCCCACCAGCAACCCUGCAAUGAACCCUGCCAGCAACCCUGCAGUCAUCCCUGCCAGCAAUCUGCCCAGCAGCCCGGUCAGCCACGAGCCUCUCCGCGCCCACGACUCUCCCUCCAAACCCUUGCCACCACCCCUAGCCCUCAAGCCCUCCUCCGUGUCCCGUGUCUCCAGAGGCCAGGCAGACAGCCCGCCCCUCAGGGACCAUGAGCCCCCGGGCAAAAGCCCCGAGGACCCGUCCCAGAAAUCCUUCCUGGGCAAGGUGCGAGCCUUCGAGAAAAUGGACCACUUUGCCCGAGCACAGAGGAUGCUGGAACUACAGGAAGCCCAGAAUGCCAGGUUGGAGAUUGCACAGAAGCAUCCAGACAUCUAUGCCGUCCCCAUAAAAGCCCAGAAACUGGACCACAGCAGACCACAGCCUAUUGGAUCCAGCUCACGGCCGGAGCCACAGACUCCUCCCCCCAAACCGCCAUACUUGGAGAGCUGUUCGCCCUGCCCUGACAAGGAGGAGGGAGCUGAGGAGGAGUACAGGCGGCGGCUAGCUGACCAGACCAAGCGUGGCUACUACCCUGACGCACACAAAUAUCAGGACACAGAGCUGUAGCGCUGCUGUCUGCUUCAGCUCCCACAUUCUCCACCAUUCCUCCAGGCUCAGGCCUGCUCCAAACUGCUGCUGACACGGAAGCCUUUCUGCUUUUACUUUUCUCACACUGUUUCUUUUUUCUUUUUCACUUCAAAGAAGUCGAGACUCCCUGUCCAUGAGGAUAUGAUCUAAUUUUUUGUCUUAUCUUUCUUAAAAUAUAUAUCUAUAUAUAUACAUAUAUAUAUUUAUGCCAGUUCUUCUUUUUUUCCUUCGUCUGGAAGGAAUGAGCCACUUUUUUCUUGCCUAUGCAACUAUUUCAGUUUCUGCAGAGCAACUGAAAACAAGUCUUUGCUCCAUGACAACCUUAAGCCUGCCGUGUGCUACAGACCAGCUUUUUUGUUACUGUUUCUGUUUCUUCGUUCACGUGAGCCAGAUGAAGCGAAAUGUCUCCGAGACCAGUCUGAUAAGGCCGCUCUUUGGAGUGUGUCCUUCUCAGCCUGUGCAGUCCGUCAUUUCUGAUCAUUUGAGUGUAUGAUUAUAUGAUACAAUACACUGGAUUUUGUUACAACGUUUUGAAGUGCCUUUUACUUUCCGACUAAUACAGAGGUUUGGUGUACUUCACAGUCCAUCCCUCUGGACAAUACUAUUCUGCUGCUCACAAGCUUCAAGGACAAACAGGGAAUAAGACGACACCAAAACCCUUAAUACUGUAAUACUGUUCACCUGCCACCCUCGUCUUCACUGUUAGCAACAGCCAGGAGUGAUGAAGACUGUGCGGCGUGAUGUUUCCCACACCCUGGCUGAAGUCUGGAGAUGUGUGUUUGUGAGAGAAAGAGAGCGAGAAUGAGAGAGCGAGUGAGACCGAGGUUGUGUUGUGUUCUAAUUGCUGUUGUCACAGAUUUGUUUUAUCAUUCCUUACAGCAUUUCGUUUCAUUUCCAAUACGCUACAUUGUAUAUGUUGGUCUGCUGUACCUCCACAAAUUGGUUAAGAAGUGCUUUUAUAACUCAUGAAUGAUGUUUUGACGGCUUCCAGUUUGUGUGGAUAUUACAGUGAAUGAGUGAGCCGACUGGACGUUUCUGUUCAAGUCCGCUACUCUCGAGUUUCACUCUGCAACACCAAAUAAAAUGAACUGUACUGAAAUACA